Messenger RNA from Suillus discolor, 501 nucleotides. RefSeq lists its product as uncharacterized. The transcript has 4 exons. The record is from RefSeq and is a predicted model, not a curated record. Bases 1 to 501 code for a protein of 166 amino acids. NCBI's taxonomy places the organism in Eukaryota, Fungi, Basidiomycota, Agaricomycetes, Boletales, Suillaceae.
AUGACUGGUAUAUGCUCAAAUCCUAAAGACACAUCCAUCAACAAACACUCGCUCAAUGGAGUCGCGAACACCAAAUUCUACGUAAUCCCAGGCUUGUCUAGCCCUAGCUCCAGAUAUGGUAGCUCAAUACCUAUGCCACCUCGUCAUCCCCAACCAGAGGAGGAAGAUGAGGAAGAAGGAGAAGACCCGGAUGAUGAGCCUCAGAUGAUGGAGCAGUCUGCGCCUGAAGGUCUCCAUGAUGCUGCCAAAGCCAUCGCCGUCAUGGUCAUUGCUCAGAUUCUGGAUGUUCUUGAUCUGGUUCUCAAUCAGACAUUCGAUUGCUGCAUGACGCCUGAUUUACAAGUGUAUAAGGGCAACCCCGCACAAUGUCAGGACCUCCAAGGAGAACCGCAGAUGAGUCAGUUCCAAGUUCUGCUCAUCACAUACGAGUACAUCAUUAAGGACCGACCUAUUCUCAGCAAGCUCAAAUGGGUGCACAUGAUCAUCGUUGAGUGGGUUUGA